CUAUUAGCCUAGGUACUACCUUAUCACAGCAUAUCUAAAUUGGGUAUGCAUCACAAACCCAGAAAAUCGAGGGUGGAAAUAGCAAACCUUUGAAGGAAUAGGAAAUCCGCAUGUAGCAGAAGAAGGUGUUAACGGGAAAGCUAUCAAUGAUUGAGAGGUACCUGCUUGGGGUAGUUUCUUGCAGUUUCCAACGGGGAAACUGUAGAAGCACAAAAACUAAAAGAAACAUUAUUGCUAAAACGUCAACCGUGCUUGUCGUUUUGGGCCGCCGCUUGCCCUCUAAAACCCUAGCUCCAUGUUCAGAAAAACCCCUCUGUUUCAGAAUAUAUGUUAAAAGCUUGACCUUUUGGCCAAAACCGAAAAGCCCUAGAGACAAAAUCCGUUUCGGCGAUGGCUUCGCUCGCCAGCAUCGCGCUGGAGACUCUCUCAGCCUCCAGUCGUAGCUCUGAGAAGCUCAGACUGCCAGCUCUACAAUCAAAAAUGAAGACCGACCCGGAAGGUUAUCAAGCGGAACUCCAACUUAUCCUCAGCCAAUUCAGCUCAUCUCUCGUGCACUUCCAGCAGCAAGCCGCUCUCAACUUCAAUUCAAUCACUGGUGUCGGUGCGGACCCUACCAUGGCCAAGGAUCUUGGGGAUUUUGCCAUGUUCUUGGCCCAUGUCACGCCGUUUUAUCCCAAACAGCUUAAUGAAUUUCCCAAAGAGCUUGUUGCGUUUCUUACAUCUUCGGCGAGGACCCUUCCUUCGGGUCUCAGAUGCAAUAUCGCCCAAGCUCUGAUUCUUCUCGUUAACCGUAAGAUAAUCGAUCUAAGUGAAACUCUGUCAUUGUUCAUGGAGCUGCAGACUCUUGGUGAUAGGAACAUGAGGAAAUUGGCUUUUUCGCAUGUGGUUCAUAGUAUUAGGCGUAUGAAUAAGAAGCAUAAGAAUGAGGCAAAGAAUAAAGCUCUCCAACAUAUCUUGUUUGAAAUGUUGAAGCAAGAGGAUGAAGCAAGAGCCAAAAGAUCUCUGGUUACACUAUGUGAGCUAUACCGAAGAAAGGUGUGGUCAGAUGAUAGAACAGCAGAAGCAAUUUGUUAUGCAUGCUUUCAUUCAUCAUCAAGGAUAAUGAUUUCUGCUCUUUUGUUUCUCCUUGAUUACGAGAAGAUUGAAAAUGAUGAUGAUGAUGAUAGUGAUGCUUCUAGUAGUGAAGAUGAAACAACACAAUCACCUCAAGUUGUGAUAAGUAAAGAGGCCAUGUACAAGGCACACCAUAAGGGUACAGCUGCUAGCAAGAAGAAGAAGAAAGCUAAACUACAACGUGCAAUCCGUAGCAUGAAAAGGCAGCAACGGAUGUCGUCAGAAAGCAGCACUUAUAUUUAUAAUUCACCUCUUAACUAUCUAAAAAAUCCACAGGGAUUUGCUGAAAGUUUAUUCUCCAUUCUUAGAACUUGCAAUGAACGAUUUGAGGUUAAAAUGAUGAUGUUGAAAGUGAUUGCUAGAACAAUAGGGCUCCACCGCCUGAUUUUAUUGGAUUUUUAUCGUUUCCUUCAGAAGUAUGUUCAGCCACAUCAAAAAGAAAUCACGAGUUUACUUGCAGCAGCAGUUCAGGCCUGCCAUGAUAUGGUCCCUCCUGAAGCAGUUCAAGACUUAUUUAAGCAACUAGUUAAUCAAUUUGUGCAUGAUCGUUCACGUCCAGAGGUUAUCGCUGUUGGACUAAAUGUUAUCAGGGAAAUAUGUCUUCGAAUGCCUUUGUUGAUGACAGAAGAAUUGUUGCAAGAUCUUGCUUUAUAUAAGAAAUCACAUGAGAAGGCAGUUUCAGCUGCAUCUCGUUCACUCAUUGCAUUGUUUAGACAGGUUUGUCCUUCGCUGCUGGUUAAGAAGGACCGAGGGCGUCCAAUAGACCCAAAGGCAAGGCCAAGAGCAUUUGGAGAAGCUAAUGUCCUCACCAAUGUACCUGGUGCUGAGUUAUUACAACAGGAUAUUAAAAACGAUGACAGUGAAGAUGGGGAUGACAGUGAUGAGAUUACAUCAAUGAAUUCUGAUGAUGAUCUUGAUGAGAAUGAGAAUUUUGCUUCCAGUGAUGAUGAACUAGAAGACCAACUACAUGGUUAUAAUAAUGAAGGUAAAGAUGAUGAUCUAGUAGAAGAAGAAGAAGAAGAAGACGAUGAUGAUGAUGAAAAUGAGGAUGACAGUGAUAUAAGUCUUGAUGCUGAUGAAGAAGAGGAAGACGGAAGUGUUGAUGCAGAGGAGGUGGAAGCUGAAGAAGAUGAGGAACAUGAAACAAAUGACAAUGCCAUUGAAGACGGUGGACAGGAAUUGACCAAAUCUAAAGCAAGAAAGAGAAAAAUCUCAGAUUUUGAUGGUCAACUUGUUGCUGCUGAUACAAGUCUUCGAGCUCUGAAGAGGUUGGCAGAAGCGAAAUUGGGUGGGCCCACAUCAGACUCAACAGAUGGUAUUCUUUCUAAUGAGGAUUUCCAGAGGAUCAAAGAACUAAAGGCAAAGAAGGAGGCAAAGAUUGCUUUAGCUCAACAAGGGUUUAAGGUUCCAAGUUCUGAACAACUGAGUGUUAAACGAGUCGAUCCUGCAAUGCUUGAAGCACAUAUUCGACAUAAGCUCACCAAGGAGGAAAGACUUGCACUAGUGAGAGCAGGAAGGGAGGACAGGGAGAAGUACCAGGCUCGAACUGCUGUAAAACAGAAAAAGAUUAAGAAGAAAUUAUAGGGAUUACAAUUUUCCUUUUUUGUCUUUUUAAUUCUUCCUUUUUGGUGUUCAGAUAUACUGAGGUUGCAAAGUGCAAAGACCGAAAAUACAUUUUGCACGAAAAU
Molecule: messenger RNA, 2801 nt
Organism: Rubroshorea leprosula
Lineage: Eukaryota; Viridiplantae; Streptophyta; Magnoliopsida; Malvales; Dipterocarpaceae
Source: the annotation of a GenBank genome assembly